Perkinsus marinus ATCC 50983 is the source of this 441-nucleotide messenger RNA. RefSeq names its product calmodulin, putative. The transcript has 6 exons. Gene Ontology annotation, cellular component: cytoplasm. NCBI's taxonomy places the organism in Eukaryota, Perkinsozoa, Perkinsida, Perkinsidae. Bases 1 to 441 code for a protein of 146 amino acids. The record is from RefSeq and is a predicted model, not a curated record. Gene Ontology annotation, molecular function: calcium ion binding.
AUGGUGCAUGAGUCGGCCGAGCGACCCCUCCCAGAGUCGACCAUAUCGGCCAUAGAGGCCACGUUCCGGCUCUGUGAUGGUGAUGGGGACGGCCACAUCACAAAGAAGGAGGCUACGAUGCUGCUCAGAGCUUUGGGACACAUUCCUACUCAAAAGCAAUGCUCUGAGUUCCUCCAAGAGCUACCGAAUGCAAUCACUCUCGAUGAUUUCAUCGACCGUUUGAAUCAGCACUAUACCCCGGCAUUACCCUUGGACCGCCUUAUAGGAGCAUUUCAAACACUAGAGCCCUCGAGAACGGGUGUGAUGGCUGGUGAUACAUUGAAGGAGCUUAUUACUACUGUUGGUGAGAAGCUGAGCGAGGCUGAGGUUGAGGAAGUCUUUAAGGAUAUCAAGCUCGAUAAAGACGGGAAUGUCCACUAUGUUGAUUUGGUUGAGCUGUGA